GUGAGAGAGAGAGAGAGAGAGAGAGCGAUGCGCAUGGGCGGCUUGACGGUGUGGUUCUGGGCGCUGGCGUCAGCUUCCGCUUUAUUAUUAGGCCCGGUUGUGUCGUCAUCGUCGACGACUUGGGUGGCUGACGGGACGGUGCUGGAGCUGGACGACUCCAACUUCGAAUCGGCGAUUUCAUCUCUGGACUUGGUCUUGGUUGACUUCCACGCCCCCUGGUGCGGCCACUGCAAGCGUCUCGCUCCUCAGCUGGAUGCCGCCGCGCCGAUGCUGGCUGCACUGAAGAACCCAAUAGUGAUAGCAAAAGUAAAUGCUGACAAGUACAGCUCUCUACGUGAUAAAUAUGGAGUCGAUGGGUUUCCUACACUCAAGUUGUUUAUACAUGGUGUGCCCCAAGACUAUAAGGGGCCAAGGAAUGCCGAUUUGCUUGUUCGUUAUCUGAAGAAGUUUGCGGCUCCGGAUGUUACCGUGCUUGAUUCAGACUCUGCUGUUGCGGAUUUUGUUGAGGCAGCAGGGACGUUCUUUCCUAUAUAUAUCGGCUUUGGAUUGGAGGAGUCUGUGGUGUCUAAGUUGGCGCUGAAGUACAAAAGGAAGGCUUGGUUUUCGGUCGUGAAGGAUGUGUCUGAGGAUGUGAUGAUGUUGUAUGAUUUUGACAAGGUUCCUGCCCUGGUAUCACUUCAUCCAAGUUAUAAUGAGCAGCAUGUCUUUUAUGGCCCCUUUGAAGAGGAAUUUUUGGAGGAUUUCAUAAAACAAAGCUUGUUACCAUUGGCAAUGCCCAUCAACUAUGACACAUUAAAAUCAUUGGACGAUGAUGAAAGGAAACUUGUCUUGACAAUUGUUGAGGAUGAGGAUGAUGAGAAGUCAAAAAACUUGAUCAAGAUUUUGAAAUCUGCGGCAUCUGCAAAUCGAGACCUCAUAUUUGGUUACGUCGGGCUCAAACAAUGGGAAGAUUUUGCUGAUACAUUUGGAGCGAACAAGAAGACAAAAUUACCAAAAAUGGUUGUUUGGGAUCGAACAGAGGAGUACUUCAGGGUCAAUGGCUCAGAAACCAUUGGGGAGGAAGAUCAAGCAUCUCAAGUCUCACAGUUUCUUGAAGGAUACAAGGAAGGAAGAACGAUUAAAGAAAGAGUUGGUGGAAGUUUGUCGCUUACAUCCUUUAUAUCUUCAUUUCUUGGGCUUGGGACUGUGUAUGUACUAGUUUUUGUGGUAGCAACAAUAAUUCUUGUUAGAAAAGCGACUGAGGAAGAACCUCUCAGGGUUGGGAGGGGAGAUGAGGUUGAUCGAGCUACAAGUUCUAUUUCGGAGGCUGAAAGCAGAGAAGCUGGAGAAAAGGAAGACUAGAGUUGCCCUGGUUUUUCUAGUCGUGUCUGAUUGGAUACUGUUAAAAUCUAAUCUAUUACAAGUUACAACUAAUUCCAAGUGUGCCUAAAUCAGUAUAGCGUGAAAUGUCCAUGAUUUUGUAGAUUCUUUUUCACACUGAUAUUCAUUUUUGACUUUUUCUUUGUUAUUAUUAAGAUGCUCAAGAAAGUUAGGCUAUUACAGAUAAUUUCCUUGAA
Argentina anserina (silverweed cinquefoil) is the source of this 1556-nucleotide messenger RNA. Its product is annotated as protein disulfide-isomerase 5-2. The record is from RefSeq and is a predicted model, not a curated record. Gene Ontology annotation, cellular component: endoplasmic reticulum. Gene Ontology annotation, biological process: response to endoplasmic reticulum stress; protein folding. NCBI's taxonomy places the organism in Eukaryota, Viridiplantae, Streptophyta, Magnoliopsida, Rosales, Rosaceae. Gene Ontology annotation, molecular function: protein disulfide isomerase activity. Bases 28 to 1341 code for a protein of 437 amino acids. The transcript is spliced from 5 exons.